CUCUCUCUCUCGCUUAACCCGUUUGCUCUUGCGAUUUGAAUUUCGGAUUCAAUUCAACUUCAAAAGUCGAGCGGUAAAGUUCGCCCCGCGAUAAAGAAGUGAUCCCAUCCUGCGAGUGAAAAUAAAAACAAAUUCCAGCCGCGUUAUCAAAACGGGCCUGAAAUCGUAUAAACAGGCACAAAAGUUCAACGGCACUCGGUCGAUUAUAAAUAAGCCAACAAGCAGAAACAAUUAAUUAAUUUCUUUAUUUGGCACAAUAAUUGCCGCAAACGAGUCGCGUGUGAACGAACAAACAGAAUUACGGACCCACUGGCACAUCAUCGGAAGCCCCAAGCCUUAUAGCAGAUAUAGCUCGAGAUUCCACAGAUCGGCGACAAAAUGAAUGACCGUGAAUUAGGCUGUGCGGGCGGCCAGUUUAUGGAUCGCGGACGGAUGAAUCAGAAUGGAGUGGUCCAGCCCCUGCUGACAGACUUGUAUCAAAUAACGAUGGCCUACGCCUACUGGAAAUCCGAUAAGACCGAUGACACGGCCGUAUUCGAUCUGUUCUUUCGCAACAAUCCAUUCCAUGGUGAAUUCACGAUUUUCGCCGGGCUCGAGGAGUGCCUGAAAUUCCUGGAUAGCUUCCACUAUUCCCAAAGCGAUAUCGAAUACCUGAAGCAAACACUGCCCGAGGGCAUUGAGCACGAGUUCUUUGAGUACCUCGGUAACCUGACGGCGCGGGAUGUCACCUUGUAUGCCAUUGAUGAGGGCACAGUAGCAUUUCCACGAGUUCCCAUCAUUAAAAUCGAGGGACCUUUGAUCAUAGUACAGCUGCUGGAAACGACUCUUCUCACCUUGGUAAAUUAUGCCAGUUUAAUGGCCACCAAUGCAGCCCGUUAUCGCAUGGUAGCUGGCAAACAUGUCAAACUAUUGGAAUUUGGACUGCGUCGUGCCCAGGGACCGGAUGGCGGUCUUUCCGCAUCGAAAUAUUCCUACACAGGUGGCUUUGAUGGCACCUCCAAUGUGCUGGCUGGAAAGCUCUUCAACAUCCCCGUAAAGGGAACCCAUGCCCAUGCUUAUAUCACUAGUUUUAGUAGCAUUGGAGAGCUGAAGACCCGUCUGAUUAAGCACAAGCAAACAGGCAUUAUGGAGGAUCUUUUGGAGCACGCUAUCAAGCACCGGGGGUUGCUGUCCCAUCUCCUGGACGUGUCCACUGAGGAAUCCAGCGAGGGAGAACUGGCGGCGAUGGUAUCCUAUGCCAUCGCAUUCCCCGAUGGUUUCAUGGCCCUUGUCGAUACGUACGAUGUUAAGAGCCGAGAAACAGAACAAGCCAACACAGAACCCAAGAUUAUCAAUGAUAUCAAGUCUGAGAACAGUCUGCCAAAGCCGAGGCCAUCGACCAAUGGUCAUCAAAAUGGCAAGUCUAAUGGCCAAGUAAACGGACACAAGACCAAUGGCCAUCAGAAUGGUAUUGCUCAGAGUAACGGCAGUAGAUCGCCAAAAGAUACAAAGAUACAAGAUACUAAAAGCAGCACAACAACUACGACAACAAAAACAGCAACAACAACAGCAGCUUUAAAGACAACAACAGUGUCCAAUGGGACGGCAUACCUACCAAAAUAUGUCGAGAAGUCAUUCAGGAGUGGUCUGCUGAACUUCAGUGCCGUGGCCUUGGCCCUGAACGACCUGGGCUACCAUGCGCUAGGCAUAAGGAUCGACUCCGGGGACCUGGCCUAUCUCUCCUGUUUGGCGCGGGAGACCUUCGAGAAGGUGGCGGAGCGGUUCAAGGUUCCUUGGUUCAACAAGCUGACCAUCGUGGCAUCGAACGACAUCAACGAGGACACCAUCCUCAGCCUGAAUGAGCAGGGGCACAAGAUUGAUUGCUUUGGCAUUGGCACGCAUUUGGUCACCUGCCAGCGACAGCCGGCCCUGGGAUGCGUGUACAAGCUGGUGGAGAUCAACGGCCAGCCGAGGAUCAAGCUGAGCCAGGACGUGGAGAAGGUGACGAUGCCGGGCAACAAGAAUGCCUAUCGGCUGUACAGCGCCGAUGGCCACGCCCUGAUCGACCUGCUGCAGAAGGUAUCGGAGCCGCCGCCGGCGGUGGGACAGAAGGUCCUGUGCCGCCAUCCCUUCCAGGAAUCGAAGCGCGCCUACGUGAUACCCUCGCACGUGGAAUCUCUGUACAAGGUGUACUGGAAGGCGGGCAAGAUCUGCCAGCAGCUCCCCACCUUGGAGCAGGUGCGGGAAAAGGUUCAGAUCUCGCUGAAGACGCUGCGCAACGAUCACAAACGCACGCUCAACCCAACGCCCUAUAAGGUGGCCGUCAGCGACAAUCUGUACAACUUCAUUCACGAUCUGUGGCUGCAGAACGCUCCCAUCGGCGAGCUCUCAUGAUCUAUAUAAGGAGGAUCUCACGAUCUAUUCGCAGAUGCGCGAAAACAUUUCCGAGAAAUUUACUUUUGUUUGGUGUACAACUUUCUGUUUACUGCGUUUUUCGCAAACCUUAGUCAUCUGCUGGUCACAUGCAUUAUAGAAUUGGAAUUUGUUCUGUCCCACGAAGAUUAUCCGUAAAUAUGGAGCACAAAUUCCAACGGAAACUGGCGAGUGAAUUUCAAAACAUUGUGUAGUCAAUAGUCUUAACGUGUUAUAACUAAUAUUUACUGCUAUAUAAAACGCACAUCAUAUUCAGGAAUGUGUCAUGUGCCUUAAACGGAAACGGAAAAAGAAUCAGGAUGCAAAGGAAACACAAACCCAAAAACGAGUAACUAUGAUCAACCAAAAAUCGGAGCGGAGUAAAGAUGUCUUUAAUAUUUUUCUAGUACUUAAGUGUUGAAAUGUUGCUAACGAAGAAGGAAAGUUAGAAGUACAAAUGCUUUUUAGGACAUUUGCACGCAAUAAGGCACACAUCCAGCACACACCUAACUAUAUAUAUAUAUUAUUAGAUACCAUACUUUACAUACUAUGUUUAUGUAUUUAACUAAAUUCAAUUGUAAAUAUGUUCAACUGGAUAACUUUAAGCCAACUAAGCAAUAACACACCCAACACACACCGCCACCUCUAAAUGAUCGCUUCUUAAAAAUGUUUGCCUGUAGUUUUGGUCGAAAAUAAAAAGUGGAAGAGAGCCGAG
Messenger RNA from Drosophila suzukii, 3106 nucleotides. It is a transcript of the gene Naprt, whose product is annotated as nicotinate phosphoribosyltransferase. The record is from RefSeq and is a predicted model, not a curated record. Gene Ontology annotation, biological process: NAD+ biosynthetic process via the salvage pathway. Gene Ontology annotation, molecular function: nicotinate phosphoribosyltransferase activity. NCBI's taxonomy places the organism in Eukaryota, Metazoa, Arthropoda, Insecta, Diptera, Drosophilidae. Gene Ontology annotation, cellular component: cytosol.